Molecule: messenger RNA, 10083 nt
Organism: Alosa sapidissima (American shad)
Lineage: Eukaryota; Metazoa; Chordata; Actinopteri; Clupeiformes; Clupeidae
Gene: c18h4orf54
Product: chromosome 18 C4orf54 homolog
Exons: 2
Coding region: 340-5127 (1595 amino acids)
Source: RefSeq, a predicted model, not a curated record
CCCGGGGUUUUGUCGGUAGGCUCGAUAUACAGAGGGGGGCGGUUGCGCACUGGCGACUACUGGCGCACAUUCCCAUCUGUUUUGCGCACUUUUGUCCCACGCGCAGCUCUGGAAUGCGCGAACUGCUUCUGUCGCCAGAGGCAUCUGAAAUGACAGUCUCGAGCGCCACACAAACAACUGUCGGUGAGAGAGGCUGCAGAGCCCGAGGACACCGCUAGAACACGCAGGCGGAAAGCAGGUGGAGUUCCAGGACCGUGUGUGUGGCUUCCUAUUCUGUGUCAGAUUGGGAUUUUUCCCCCUUUUCACCAGCAGCACAUCGGGGAUUAAAUACAAGGGACAAUGGAAGCCUCUGAGAAGACCCUAAUCUACCAGGAAGACGCUGAUCCCGUUAGGAAGCUGAUGACCAACACCUAUUUAAACACGACCACGGGGCCAGAAGAAGGCGAAUAUGUGGAUUUAAACAAUUUGUUGGAUGUUAAGGUGGGCGACAUGAAAACAGUCAAAGUAACUUUUACAGGCGAAGGGGGACAGUUGGCCAUAUAUAAAAGCAGCUCCGUUUCAAACGGUUCGCCUUCGAUGAACAACGCGUCCGGGGAGGUCGAAGACUCCGGUAAAUCAGCCGACCCUGCCACCAUUGACAGUAAAUCUAUUAAUCACCAAAGCUCGGGGGACGUCAGAGCGGAGAGUGCCGCGUCAGGCUCGUUUGAAACAGCCUCCUCCGAAGCUCCUGACGCCACUGACAACUUCAUGGACUGCCCGGAAUCACCCACCACCAUGCCGGACCCCUCUGCCGUGCCUCGGUCCCAGACCGCGCCGCCCAAUAUCGACACAGAAACCACAUGCAUGGACAAAGAAUUACAAUACACCGACAUGAAUCUAGGCAACAAAAGCGACUCGGAGGACGACGUUACUGUAGUGAUGUCUGGCGACUGUACACCCAAUAUCGCCGAGGACGAGUUUCAUUACAUUACGACACAUGAAAUCCAGCUUUCCGAGUUAGACCAUGAUGUUGACUAUGAGUUUGAGUCGGGAUCCAGCUGGGAGAUUGAGGACGACCACCAAGUUUACUCGUUUGUGGAUUAUGCCUCUUUUGACAGUGAUGAAACGGCGGGGGAGGACGGAGCUUUAGCUCGACUGAAAGGCAAUCAGGCAACGGGUGCAAAUAGGAGCCUAGCAGCCGUCAGCAGUCUGCCUGAAAGCGAUCCGCGCGAGACGGACAAAUGCGCCAUCUCAGAUGAGAGUCUGUCAAAGCACCAAAACGGCGCUGGGAACGCCGCAGGGCAGAUCCACCUGUCAAUCAAAGCCACUUCCCGCGCUAUAAAUGAGCCUAGCAACGGCCAAGAAAAGGAAAACAUUCUUUAUCAUGCCGCGCAUACUGGAGACAUGAGUUUUUUCAGGAGCGCGGAUACUAACUCGGAUAAACUGGCUGAAAGCGCGAAAUGUUACAUAGCCCUCCCCAGCCGCCUGCACUUUGGUAGAAAAUUGAAAGGCAAAGAUGCUCACGACUACUCCAGUGGCGCGUCCAGCGCGGUCAGUGAGCUGGACGACGCAGAUAAGGAAGUGCGUAACUUGACUGCCCGCGCGUUUAAGAGCCUGGCUUACCCCUAUUUUGAUACAAUAAAUUUCAGCACCUCCAGUGAGUCCUCGCUCUCCGAGGGCAUUAACAGGUGGUCCACGUUUGUUGACCUUAAGUAUGGCAACGUGAACAUGACAAAGGGACGUCAUUCAAACCUGAUGUCCCAUAAAAGCACAUCAAACUUUAAACUGGGCCAGCAUCAAGACAGUAAGGGCAUUGCCGGGAUGACACUCGCCAGUAUGAGAGCGCCCCCGGUCGAGGUUUUUGCGCUGAAUGGCAAUCUCGUUGACCCCAAAAACGCAGCAUCUGCUAGGAAAAAAAUCGAACUGAUGCAGAAACUCGGCCAGGGCAAAGGCGGCGUGAUUACGCUCACGGAAACACUGAAUUUUCACUGCAACGUUCAGUCGGAGAUGUCGGGAAGUGAAAGGCGCGCGAAAUUUGCGCAAAAUGCAGCCGGAUCACGUUCCACAGAUGAAGUUACCAACACCUUGCCAAGCGGCCAGGGGAGAGCGGCCAGCCAGCAAGCCUGCAAUGCGGGGGAAACCAUGGAAGGCACACACAAGAAAGCAAUAUUCGCAUCGAGCCUUCUCAAAAAUGUCAUUUCUAAGAAAAUGCAAUUUGAGCAGGAGCGCAAGAUGGAGAGGGGGGAGAUCCGCGAGCAGUUCCGAGGCUCGUCUCCCUGUGUUUCGUGUUAUGAGAACGAAAACCCGAAAACGGAAAAAACUUCCCGGGGCUUGCAGAGACAAGGCUCGAGACACUCUGAAGGAGAUUCGGACUAUACCAUCGUUUGUUUAGAUGACCUGGGCGACAUAGUGGACAGUAGUUCGUGCGAUGCCAAGGACGACAACCGCAGAGAUGCCACCUUAACUCUUGCAUCAGAAACGAAUUUAGAAUCGACAAAUGAAGCAGGAAUCGAUACUAAAAAAGGAGCAUUCGAAGCGUCCAAAAGCACGCUGCUUCGAAGCCAAAAUAGCGCAUUCAGAUCCUGGAGGGACGGCGAGCUAGAGUUUCAAAAGGAACAUAAAAACGAUAAAACGCCGGAGGGGAAGCUGCCACCGCCUCACGACAACUUGGGAGAAACGGACUUAGACGGGGAUUCGGGCAAGAGCAAGCUCACUAAAAUGUCGCAUUUGUUUCUGCCAAGUAUCCAAGUGGUGUCGAAUGAGGGUGAACUUUGUAAAGGUCUCCCGAAUGUGAAUUAUUCACUGGGAGAGGGCGGAGGGCUGGGACGUCGCCCUUCCGACAAUACCCUCUUUGUCCCAGACAACGCACGGAGUGUGGUAACGUCGAAGUCACCCGAAAUCAAGAUAAGUUUACGGAGCGUCAAAGACAGCAAAAGCGACCCGUUCAACAUCGCCAAGCUGCUAACGCCCAAUAUAGGCUGCAACGCAGUCAACCUUAUCAAGACAUCUGACGACUCCAAAUGCCAAGCGCUUGCCGCGGUGCUAAAGGGGGAGCCGUCCGACAAAGUGCCUCACUUCACGGUCAGAGACAUUAGAGACAACAAGGGUAAGCUCCAGACUCCUAUCCACCAAGUUAGGGACGUGCGCAAAUUGGUGAAAAGCUCAUAUCACUUUGUUUCUUUGGAUAAUAACGAGAGCAAGUCUGCUGUCGCGGGUCUUGACCUUAACACAGAGCAAAAGACAUUCAAACAGAGUCCAUAUCGCAAUCCGGCAUCACUUUCCCCCAUAGUUAUAAAAUGUCAGUCAGUGAAUACAAAUAGCAGUGUUAGGCAAUCUGGAAAUUUAAUCGAGGUUUCUAAACGUAGACUUGGAGAAGAUAUACAGGAGUUAGACAGGUCCUCUCCUCAAUUACCGAUAGAGGGCGCCAGAAACGGCACGACACUUGUGCAGAGACCCACGAGCAGAGCUUACUCCGUCAACACAAAACAAGCAAGAGGCGAGCCGUCGGACGGAACCGGCGGCCUGAACAUUGAGACCAGAACCGGGAUGAGGAGACAGGAGAAAGCCAGCGAGGCUGGGGAGAAGAAGCCAGAAAACAAGAUGGCCAACCAAGCCGCUCUGGAGAAGCUGCAGGCCGCCGUGAAGACCAUGGAGCAGCUGUACGUGUUCGACCGCAACGAGUGGAAGAGACGGGCCGAGCCGCUGUCCCAGCCCCUCAUGGACAGCCACGUGCUGUCACUCAUCACCAGCGAGGAGCAGGGUCCCGCCCCCGCCACCGAGGAUGCUGGGAGUGCCGCCGUGCUCGCCGCCAUGGCAACAGCAGGCAGCAGUGCAGACAAGCCGGCGCCGAGGGACUCGUACUCCAACGUGGACAAAAGCCCCGCCCCCGCUGCGUCCGCCUUCUCUCCGUUCCUGGCCGAGAGGAACGGGCACCGGACGCCCACCCUGCUGCCCGGCCAGAGGGCCGUUCCCACGGUCACCACGUCCAGCGCGGUGCGUGCCCCUCAGACGCCCUCCUCCAUGCCGCCGGCCGCCCACACGCCCAAGGGCUUCGUGCCCAUCUCGGCCAAGCUGCCCGUCUCGCUGAAGAUCUCGCAGGCGCGCCGGGCGUCCGAGGAGCGCAGCAGCGACGCCGACCGGUCCCUGGGGGGCACCCAGAGCUCCACGGGCGAGUCCGAGAACUACCUGACCAUCCCCGUCAAGCCGCAGGCCAGACCCGGCGUGGCGGUUGCCGCGAGCAACAGCAUCGGCAGCAGCGGCGGCCGGGAGAAGUCCGUCUACACGUUCACCUCCUCGUCCGCCGCACCGUCCGGCGGCGCCAAGCCACAGCGGCACGCGUCCAGCCCCCCAGCCCACCUGCCGCACGGGGUCUCUCGCCGGCACGCCCAGGGGUCUCGCCAGUCUCCGCGCCGCACCGCUGUCGUAAUGGAGACGCGCUCGCCGGACACGCCGCCCACCGCCACCAUCUACCACCACUCGGUCCCCAUGGCGACGGCUCAGCCGCAGGUCAUCUGCUUCUCCCCCUCCGUCCAGCACGCGCCGGUCGGCAUGGCGACGGUGGAGGCCUUCGGGGGACACACGCAGCGCAAGAUGCUGCUGGACCCCACCACGGGCAGCUACUACCUGGUGGACACGCCGGUGGCAUCGGCCGCCACGCGGCGCCUGUUCGACCCCGAGACGGGUCAGUACGUGGACGUUCCGCUGCCCCCAGCGGCUCCUCCUCCUCCGCAGCAGGUCAUGACCCCCGUGCCCUUACCCAUGUCCCCCCUGGCGCUCAGCCCUGGCGCCUACGGGCACCACGCUACGCUGCCCUACGUCUUCUACCCCGGCUUCAUGCCCUCGCCCACGCUCAUCUCGGCGCGCAUGCCCUCCCAGAUGACCGUGCAGGGCGGCGAGGUCGGGCUGGACGAGCGCAGGAGUGACAGGGCCAGCGUGGGGCAGCAGGGCGACGGAGUCUACGUGGAGAGCCCCUACUACGUGCCCACGGGGGCGCGGGCAGGGUACGGGCAGCAGCAGGGGCAGCAGCAGGGGGCAGGAGGGGGGGGCAAGCAGCCGGUCAUCAGCAUCAUGUCUCAGCAGGGCCCCCGCAUCAUCGCACCCCCCUCCUUCGACGGCACCACCAUGAGCUUUGUGGUGGAGCACCGGUGAACCGCUGACCGGAGAACCCUUGUCAGCCCCCCCCCCCCAUCCCCAUCCACUUUAUUUGACCUAUCCGGUGUGGCGGAACCCCCCAUCUCAUCCACUUUAUUUGACCUAUCCGGUGUGGCGGAACCCCCCAUCUCAUCCAGUUUAUUUGACCUAUCCGGUGUGGCGGAACCCCCCAUCUCAUCCACUUUAUUUGACCUAUCCGGUGUGGCGGAACCCCCCAUCUCAUCCAGUUUAUUUGACCUAUCCGGUGUGGCGGAACCCCCCAUCUCAUCUGCACCCAUCAGAGGUCAAUGAUCAGCAGCGUAUCCCAGCAACCCCCUUAACUCAUCAUCACUGUAUAUUUUCUCUCAAUCGCUCUCUGGUUCCCUUCUCUAUCUGCCACUAAGAUAUUAUAUAACCCUCUCUUAUGGAUGACAUUUUUUCCUUGAACAUUUUAUUUUAAUUCCCCCUUGUUGUUGUUGCUGCUCAUCCACUGUUUACUAUACCAGAGUUGAUCAGAGACAUGUUGUUCAUUUUGUUUCAGGCGUUGAAAUGGUCGGUCACAGAGGAUGUUACAGGCAUGCAGUGUGUGUGCUUGAGUUGCUAACUUCCUUUGUGUCUCUGCCCCAGUGGAAAUAGAUUAGCUUAGCCUUAAGCUAACAGCCUCCUUUUAACUCACGUGUGUCACCUAGUGUCCCAAUGAAAACAGGUUAGCUUCAUGCUAACAGACUCCAUUUGCUGCCCCAAUGAAAACAAGUUAGCGGCAUGCUAACAGACUCCAUUUGCUGCCCCAAUAGACCUCUGAAGUUUGCCUACAAAAAAGAACCAAAGCUGCCAUCUUUGCCCAUAUAAAGAGAUCCGGUUGUUAAUUGAAUCUAACUACCUAUGGCAAGUUGCAUUGCAAGUUAGCUCUGGGGUAGCAAAAAUCUAGCUGUGUUAAUUACCGAAGAUCACAGGAGCCAUUUGAAGGCAGAGGACAAAAGUGUGUUGAGCAAAACGUCUGCAUUUUAGACUUCUUCGUCCCCGCGAGAGUUUAACAGGUGCGAUAGGCUAAUUAAAAAAACCCAUGUUAUUUUCCCAUAGGAAAAAUCUCAAGAUAUCGGAUCUCAAAGAUGGUAGUGAGUUUUUUUUGUAGGCGAACAUCAGAGGUCUAUGAGAACAGGUUAGCUUCAUGCUAACAGACUCCAUUUGCUGCCCCAAUGAAAACAGGUUAGCUUCAUGCUAACAGACUCCAUUUGCUGCCCCAAUGAAAACAGGUUAGCUUCAUGCUAACAGAUCCAUUUGCUGCCCCAAUGAAAACAGGUUAGCGGCAUGCUAACAGACUCCAUCUGGUUUUAAUGGAGCACCCUGAUGAAAACAGUAGCCUAAGAAUAGCAGCCUAGCUAGAGUCUAGCUAAUGACUGUCACAUUGACUGCAGAUGCUGGACAGAUUAUCUGAUGACUCUCACAUUGAGGGACAGAUUGUCUCAUCGACAUCAAUGCUCCCUGUUAUAGUCGUGACGCACUUUGCCAGGGUUCAGUUUGCUGGACACUUUGUUUUGUUUUUCACAAUAGGAUGUAGUGUUAGUUUUACAUAGGAUGUGGUAUUCAUCCUGCACAGGAUGUAGUAUUAGUAUAUCUCAUAGGACUUAGUAUGUGUAUCCUACUGCAUGAUGCGCUGUAGUGUUAAAGUUGUGUAGGAUGAGAGACGUCCUCCUGGAUUGCUGCUGCCUUUCCCCCGAGUCUCGUUCUCUAUGCUACGUUCUCCUGCUCUCCAAAGACAUUGCCACCGAUUCUAUAUGAGUUGAAUUCUAUAUGAGUUUCUUAUGCACAGCACUCUAGUAUAGUCCCUGUGUGUGAUGAACACACACGGCACUUUAACAUGCUGUGUUCUUUAUGUGGUUUGUCCUGUAAGUACAGCCCUGCUGUAUGUAGUGAACCGGAGUGGGCUAGAUAGUGCCCAGCCCUGCGCCGUAGGGUAGAGAGACCCUGCUGUCUGUCUGGAGAAGGGGGCCGGCCUACUCAGACAGAUGACCUGAGUAGCGGCCCAGGACGAGGUGGUCAUGGAGGGGAUGGAUGCAUAGGGAACAAGGCUUUCCCUAGGUCCUCCAGGUGAAAUGUUGCAUUGUCAGCACCACACAAGGAAUUAGAUUAGUAUGUUUUUGUUGUUUUGUUGAGUUUGAUGUGUUUUUGGUACGACUGUGGCAAUCUUAUGGACGUGUAGGGGAGGCUAUGGUAGUGGACGAGGCUUGGGCUACACUGGGUCCUGAGAGUAUUUACUCAUCAGUAGAGUUCCAUAGAAACCCCAACAGCACCAACCCCGAGCGCACCGAUAACCAUGAAGCCUAGUGGGGCUCUCUCCAGUAAGAGCUCCUGACUGCCAGCUUAUCAAUCAGAUGGUAGUAAACCUUUCUGUGCCUCACAAAGAUAGUGAUACUUACGCAUCAUUAUCAGUGCUUUAUCUUAGUACUGCGCAUCAUUAUCAGUGCUUUAUCUUAUACUGCGCAUCAUUAUCAGUGCUUUAUCUUAGUACUGCGCAUCAUUAUCAGUGCUUUAUCUUAGUACUACGCAUCAUUAUCAGUGCUUUAUCUUAGUACUGUGUUAACAAACACUCAAUGUUGGUGCAGUAUUUUGCAUCAAUAUUACCAGGACAUCCAGGGACUCUUCACCUUGUCAGUGGUAGAGGCGGCUGACAGGGGAAUUAGCUGUCUAACUCAGGUUUGUCAGAACGGCUUCAAAUCAAUUUUUCAAACGAUAAGGCUACUGUUCUGAUCCCUAAAUAGUACGAGACUACUGUAACUGUUCUAAAUGAUGAGGUUACUGUUCUUGCCCCUAAACAAUAUGAGACUACUGUAACUGUUCUAAACGAUAAGGCUACUGUUCUGAUCCCUAAAUAAUAUGAGACUAUAACUGUUCUCGUCGAGAGAAAGAGAGAGAGAGAGAGAGAGAGAGAGAGAGAGAGAGAACUGCUCCUAAACGACAGGGCCAUGGAGUGGCAUGGGGGUGGUGAAUGGAGAGCUCAUUUAAUGUGCUCUGAUAUGAAUCUUCAUCCUGCUGACACGAGUCCCCGGUAGCAUGCCCAGUUUAAGUGCUUCAGAUCGGUUUGGGUUUUCUGUGAAGGUUACUUUUCUGUUCUGUAACUGAAGUCUCAUGCCACCCUAGUGUGUGUACUGCUGUUUUUUUAUAACUGCUGUUGUGGUGGACGGAGCUGCUGGACGGUCUGUCUCACCCUCUUAAUGUUUUAUUUCAUUUUUUUUUUCAGUUUGUUUGAAAAUUAGAUUUUUGUUGUUGUUUGUUGUUCUGUUUGUUUGCAUUCUGCUGAUAUGGCUGUUUGGGCAGAAUUGACCGCAGACACACGCACACACACACACACACAUGCACACACUCACUUUCACAAACACUCCUAAACACACAAACAUACAUACACAUACACAUACACUCUCUCUCACACACACACACACACACACACACACACACACACAGACACACACACACUCUCUCUCACACACACACACACACACACACACAGACCUUUGGUUCUGGUAAAUCUGGUAUAUCUGCAUCUAUACAGCUAUUAUCUUAGUGCCCAGCAGCUAAUGAUCAGUAUGCAAACGUGUGAUCAGUAUGCAAACGUGUGGUUUCACAAUAAUUAUUACUUCAGUUACAUUUUUAUUUCUUUUAUUUUAUUUCAUACCACUCAUGACAUGAUUAAAUAAUUGCAUUUCUGAAUGUACAGUACAUGCAGUUCUAUCCCCUGGUUCCUGGAAAAAUGUGCAUUCUUUAAAAUGUCAUCAUUUAGUCAGAUGAAAUUAUUAAAUGAAAUGAUAAUUAGUUCAAAUUAAGUUAAUAUAUAAUACGAAUUUGAAUGAAUAAUAUAUAUUUUAUAUAGUAAUAAGAGAUAUAACUGUACAAAAGUGAGAUAAAUGUGGAAAUGGUCAGCAUAAGCUGAGUUUGUUACGUGCAUGAACAUGCUACUCACAGUAUCCUCUGGUUCAUCCACAGUCUGGCUUUCUGGGGAUGUUCAACUCCAUUUCUAAAGGAGAUUUGUUUUCUAUUCAGAUUCACAGGCACAGAUGAUUUCAGUGGAAAACUGAUAAUAACCAUAAUAUGAAUAAUGAUGUGAUUAUGCUGGAGUCUGUGUUCUUUUGGGGGUCCGAUCUGGGGGGUGGAUAACUUUUCUGUGAAAAACGUGUGUAAAAAGGAGCCUCUUCCUCGACUGGAGAGGAGGACUGGUUCAGAGAGAGAGAGAGCGAUCAGAAGGUCUCGGUUACGUUGUCAUGAAGGGUAACAGAAUGUGAGAAGGAAGGACAGAAGAGGCCGAGGCAGGACUGGGGAAAGUGGGAAAAAGGCACUAGGCGGCCAUGUUGGGUUUAGGCAGUCCCUGGUUCCUCCUGGUUCCAUCCGGCUUCAGUAAGGGCAUGUCUCAGGCUCACGCUCACGUGUCUGCUUCAGUAAGGGCAUGUCUCAGGCUCACAAGUCUGCUUCAGUAAGGGCAUGUCUCAGGCUCACAAGUCUACUUCAGUAAGGGCAUGUCUCAGGCUCACGCUCACGUGUCUGCUUCAGUAAGGGCAUGUCUCAGGCUCACGCGUCUGCUUCAGUAAGGGCAUGUCUCAGGCUCACGCUCACGAGUCUGCUUCACUAAGGGCAUGUCUCAGGCUCACGCCUGCAGUCUGCUUCAGUAAGGGCAUGUCUCAGGCUCACGAGUCUGCUUCAGUAAGGGCAUGUCUCAGGCUCACGUGUCUGCUUCAGUAAGGGCAUGUCUCAGGCUCACGCGUGGGCUGCGUCUGCUUUUGAGAGCUGGCACUGGCGGGGCUAAUAUAGAGAGGGAACCAGGAAGAGAAGUGCUCUGAAUGCUGGAGAUGUCACGUUUGAGGGAGAGAAGUGCUUUGAAUGCUGGGAAUGUCAUGUGUGAGGGAGAGAGCCAUGUUUGUUUGAGGUGAAUGAGUGAGUGUGUGAUGCCAUUGUGAAUGCUGUUGAAUAAACGCACCUUUUUGCAGA